CUUGCUGGGAAGAAAAGCAGCAGCAGCAGCAUCAGCAUCGAACAAUCAUCACCACUAACACCACCGAAUCGUAGUAGUGUUAGCUGUGAAAGCAAAGUUUCUUUGAUUUGACUAUCAAAUUUGUGUUGCAGAAGAACUCUGCACAUUUUACUUUCCCUCUUCGCAAUCCAUCUUUCACGUGACGCCUGUUUAUUACUGCCUGAAGGGGAAAAAGAAAGAAAAAGAAAAAAACUUUUCUCUUUACUUCUUCUUCUGGGGUUGUUUUUCUUCCAAAUUUGGAUCCACCUGAUCUCUCCCAUUCCGGAUCCACCACUACCAGAUCUCACUUCCCAAUUUCACUUCACCAUUUGCAAUUUCAGGGUUUGCUUGGAGCUGUUGCAAACUUCUGCCGGGAUUGGCUUGGUUUCUUCUGUUUCGAGAGAGUUUUGACUUCGCUCGAAACGCAAAAUUUCGAGGAAUGGCGGUUUUUUGACUUGGCAUUCUUUACUUGAGACUUCAGAGAAGUUGAGUUUUGACUUCAGUUAGUCUUUCAUGUGCCCCAGUUGACUUCUAGGGAUAAUAGCUGAUUUUUUGGGGGCACUUUGUUAACAAUUUCAGCGUCAAAUCGAUUUUGGGGGCACUUUGGUUUCGAUCAUAACUUGAUAUUAGAGAUUGUUUCAGUGUUCAUUCACGAGGUGGGUUUUUAGUUUGGAGGCAAAUCGGCGCAAUUUAGGUUGAAUUUGGAAUGAAAUUAGCUGCCUUUCAGGUAACACAUUGAUCAAGCCGAGAAAUUUAGUUAAAAGUAGGUUUCUUGCCGCAAUACUGGGUCGAAAGCCUUUGAUUGGCUUGGGGUUUGUGGUUUUCGAGAUGGCGUGUUUGAAGCUGGGGAACUUGGAGGAGUUUGAUUGAUAAUUACUUGAAGAUUUGAUAAGAUGCCUCCUUCGCCGGCAGUGAGAUGCUCCCCUGGGAGGGAGCUGAGGGCAGAAAAUCACAAGAGAGGACGUAGUCUUGAAAGUGGGAUUCUCUUCAGACAAAGGGAUGAUGAUCUUGCUCUUUUUAAUGAGGUGCAGAGCAGGGAGAGAGACAAUUUCUUGCUUCAGUCAAAUGAUGACUUUGAAGACUUGUUCUCGAACAAAUUAAGAUACUUCUCCGAUUAUAAGCUUGGCAUCAACAUUCCUGCUCGUGGGGAGAGUAGUGACCUACUCAAUGCCGAAGGAGACAAGAAUGAUUAUGACUGGUUGUUGACUCCUCCUGAUACUCCACUUUUUUCAUCCUUGGAUGAGGAGGCAAUGCCAAUCAACCGUGCACAGAGGGGCAGGCCUCGAAGUCAACCCAUUUCAAUUUCAAGAUCAUCAACUAUGGAAAAGAGUAAUAGAAGUAGUAGAGGUAGUGCAAGUCCAAAUCGUCUUAGUCCAUCUCCUCGAUCUAGUCAUAGUACGUAUCAAUCACGAGGCAGGCAAUCUCCUGGGCCACAUUCAAGUCCACCUCCUAGUUUACGACCUUCUACUCCGACUAGGAGACCAUCACCACCACCAAGUAAACCAUCAACUCCUGCUCAAAGGUCUUCUACCCCCACUCUUCGGAGGAUGAGCACCGGCUCUAGUUGCCCUGCGGCUCCAUCCAGAGUAAGGGGUAGUUCCCCUGUGAAGACGAGUAGGGGAAAUUCUGCAUCACCAAAAAUAAAAGCAUGGCAAGCCAAUAUUCCUGGCUUUUCUUCAGAGGCACCUCCCAACCUUCGGACUUCAUUGGCUGAUCGGCCUGCCUCAUAUGUGCGGGGAACUUCACCAGCAUCUAGAAAUGGCUCAAAAUCUGGCAGACAAUCAAUGUCUCCAACUGCUUCUCGAAGCGUUUGUUCAUCAUAUAGUCACGAUAGGGACAGAUUUAGGUCCCAGAGUAAAGGUUCAAUUGCAUCUUCUGGUGAUGAUGAUGUAGACUCUCUACAAUCAAUUCCCAUUAGCAGCUCAGACCAUUCAGCUCUUAGGAGUGUCAGUACAUUCUCGAAUCGUAGGGAUCUGAGCUCUUCAAAGAAGCCCACAAAAAUAGUAACUUCCAGCUCUGCGCCAAAAAGAUCCUUUGACAUUGCAAUUCGACAAACGGAUAAUAGAAAAGGCUCUCCGCAUAAUAUGUUCAGGCCUCUUUUAUCUAGUGUCCCCAGUUCAAGCUUUUAUGCUGGUAAAUCAAGUGCUGCUCAUCGGGCUGUCAUAUCUAGAAAUUCUUCUGUCACAACUAGCAGUAAUGCAAGCUCUGAUCUGGGAACCAGUGGUGCGCACGAUACUGAAGGUAGUGAACAUAACCAGGAGGGUAUUACCAACGCCUGCAUAAAGGCACCAUACCAUGACAUACAAGAAGAAGUAUUUGCCUUCGACAAGGCUGAUUCCAUAGAUGACAAAUCUGUAGAUAAGAAUAAUGAGAAAUUGUCAGACAGGCAUGAUGAAGAUGAUGGCCAUCUUGUGUUGGAUUCUCAUGUAGUUGGUGAUGGAAGUUCUACCCACCAGGAUAAAGGAUUGGAAAUUUCAGUUGCUUCUGAAGUCUUCGAUGUGAAAGGUGACUGUCAAGAUGUACAUAGUUUUGAGGAGCCUCUACUCUGCUCCAGAUGUGGUUGCAGGUAUCAUGCCAUUGAAGAAAUUGAUGGGGACCUAAAACUUUGUAGAAACUGCAGAAGUGCAGAAAUACUUUCUGUUCUAUCACCCAAAACAGUGAUUGCUGUUGAGAACUUACCAGCUGUCUCUGCAAAAGUUUUAGAUCAUGGAUCAGUGGAUGCUUUUGCUCCAUCUGCAGCAAUGCUUGUAUCUUUAGCUGUAAAUGCUAUGGAUGAACCAGGAACUGAAUGCCAUACUGAGCCGAAUGCUAAUCUACCAGAGAGUUCUGGUGCACUAGGUGAGCUGAAUCUUGUCAGCCAGCAAGUCGGAAGUCAACCAACUUUAAGUGGCAACACAAUACUUAAUGAUGAGAUUGUUGCUCAGCAAUUGCAGAACAACAGUGGCUAUUCAAAUUUAAAGGCCGAUGUUUCAGAAGGUGCAGGUAUUUCUCUAUUGUUGACACCACACAGUGUCAAGGGGCCUAUCAUAAGGAGUAGGACUUUUACUGCCACCAGCAUAACUUGUGAUGACUUUUCCUAUGUGAGAGACAGUGCAACAAGCACAAGAAGCUCCUUUGGGUAUGGUACUGCCUCUGCAUCCUCUUCUCUUGACUUGGGAUCGAGUAGACAAACUGAAGCUCGUGCUCAAAGGCAAUUAAGUAGCAGGAAGUCGGACACUGAAAAUUACAGAUAUGAGAUGUACUCAAAGCACCAACGCUCAGUCUCAUCUUUGUCUGGAACUUCAACUCAUGGUUUCCAAGCUUCAAGUCUUGCAACAAGCUCUCAUGACGAAAGUCUUGAGGUAUCUGCGGCCGUCCAUGUGGAAAGAAUUAAUCUGGAGGUGACUCGUGUUCCUCUCCAAGACCUUUCACUUGCUUCAGAAAGUAUAGAGUUGGACAACAUGAGCACUGAUAUUGAAAGUGAUAGCAAUUUGAGAACAGUUUCAGAGCUGUCAAGCCAUACAGCAAACAUCCAUCUAGGAGAUGCUUAUGUGAAAUCAGCUUCAAAUAUUGAAGAGCCUGCUUUGCAUGAGCAUGUUGAAGAAUUGGCAAAUGAUUCUCAGGGUGGCAUCAGUUUAGAAGCAUCAUCUACAUAUCCUGAGACUUGUCAGGAGGAAGAUUGCUUGUCAAAUGCUUCUACUGACCGUCUGGAUGUUGCAGAGGUUCCCAACUUGAGCUCUUUGGAUGCUAUAUCAGAGUUGGAAUCUGAGAAUGAUCAUGUGAUUUCUCCUGAUUCUGUAUUUGAUAUGGACUCCCAAAAUUCAAGAAGCAGCAUGGAUGGCUUGCAGGAUCCUUCUCAUCGCAUUGUGUCCUCUCAUGACAUAUCAGCUUCUAUUGAAGAAUCUGUCAACCAAGAUCAUGUGCACUGCAUUCUUGUGUUGACAGAAGAAUCAACUGUCAUGCUAGAAGGCCAAGGAGACACCCACACUAGGAGCUUGACACUAGAAGAAGCAACAGAUAGUAUACUCUUCUGCAGCUCCAUCGUCCACAAUCUGGCCUAUGAGGCUGCAAGUAUUGCAAUAGAGAAAGAAAACUACACCCAGUUGGAGGGUUCCAGGCCAGCAGUAACUAUCGUUGGAAAAACAAAUCCUGACAGAAGGGAAUCACGUACCAGAAUUGUGUCCAAGCGCAAUACUAAGCCCCAAAAGGCUAGGCAAAGGCGGCUAGAAACAGACUCAAAACCCCCUCCUAGCAACAUUGCAUCUGAUGAGAAAAGUGAUGUUUCUACUGCUCGUAUUGUUGGGUCUCCUGCUAGGGGUGAUAGUGUGAAACCUCCAAAGCUGGAAUCCAAGUGUAACUGUGCAAUUAUGUAAGCUUUCUUCCAGAAAAGAUUGCUGUGCUUGUCACAAGGUUGCUUGGGGUGCUCCAGUCAACUUAAUUUUGUUGAAGGCCGAGAAUUUUUAAUUCAAUGGGGAGAUGUUUGGAUAACUACCAAUUGCAUUUUGUUGUUUGCAAGUAAUUCGUAAGAAAUAUGUCAUUGUAAAGUUGUAGUUCUUAUUAGGCGGAUGAUAGCUGAAGGCUCUGGUAGGUUGUUUAUUGUUCCACUUGCCAUAUUCUUGUUAGCAUUUGUAUUUGAUUCCAACCCUUUACUAGAGAGCAAGCGGUAAUUCUUUUGCUGUGCUGCUAUAGAAAUGUUUAUUCAAGCACUAGCAUUUCUGUUCAGUGUAAUUGUGGCUGAUAAAAUUUGAUUCAUUCUUGUCAUUUGCUUUUGUAUUCUUAUUGGAGAUGAUAGAUAAACCUUGGGAUGUUACUGGAAAGUAUAGGCAGGCACUCGUGCCUUUUCUUGGA
Messenger RNA from Coffea eugenioides, 4845 nucleotides. Its product is annotated as serine-rich adhesin for platelets. Gene Ontology annotation, cellular component: cortical microtubule. Bases 912 to 4370 code for a protein of 1152 amino acids. NCBI's taxonomy places the organism in Eukaryota, Viridiplantae, Streptophyta, Magnoliopsida, Gentianales, Rubiaceae. The record is from RefSeq and is a predicted model, not a curated record. The transcript has 6 exons. Gene Ontology annotation, biological process: cortical microtubule organization.